Molecule: messenger RNA, 810 nt
Organism: Puccinia triticina
Lineage: Eukaryota; Fungi; Basidiomycota; Pucciniomycetes; Pucciniales; Pucciniaceae
Exons: 3
Coding region: 1-810 (269 amino acids)
Biological process (GO): regulation of cyclin-dependent protein serine/threonine kinase activity
Cellular component (GO): cyclin-dependent protein kinase holoenzyme complex; nucleus
Molecular function (GO): protein kinase binding; cyclin-dependent protein serine/threonine kinase regulator activity
Source: RefSeq, a predicted model, not a curated record
AUGUCUUCAACCACCACCUCCAGCCGUGACCCUUACUACGGCUACGGUCCUAUCUCGAUGCUUUCCACCUCGAUUGUGACCACCCUCUUCCCGCCCAUGGUCACUAACCAGGACGAGCCUUACCCCGUCACUGAGACUGGCAAACGCAUGCCCAAAUUGGUCGACUUCAUCGCCUAUGCCUUGUAUCGCACCCGUUUAAACGAUGCCAUCGUGCAUUCGUCUUUACUGCUGUUAACCAGACUUAAGCAGCGUUACCCUUCCGCCCGAGGAACUCCCUCCAGCCCCCACCGUCUGUUCCUGUCAGCUCUGAUGCUGGCAUCAAAGAUGUCAAUGGACGACACCUACUCUAACAAAUCGUGGGUUAUUGUCGGUCAAAACAUGUUCAGUAUCACCGAAGUCAACCGGAUGGAGCGCGAACUGUUUGGUUUCCUGAAUUCCAACUGCUACGUAACCAAGGAAGAGCUGAAGGAAUGGUGCCACGAAUGGUGUGGCCCUGUUGAAGAGGACGAUACCGAUGACUUCUAUGAGAUGCAGGAGCCCGUCCUUAACAGCGGUCCAUCGAUGGCUGCCUCAGAGCCCACUGGCUGCGACUCGAGCGAUUCCAACAGCCCCAUCUCCUGCUCGACUGCCACCACAUCGUCUCCUUCGCCACGAACGCCCGAGGAAGGCAGUGAGGGCGAAGUCGAAUCGCGCAACCGAUGGAAGUCGAUCGAGCAGCAUCCCGUCAGCCUGAUCCCCGCCUCCGCCAACACCAAACCUUCGGCACAUGCUACCAGCACCAUUCAACAUAUCCUCAAUUCCCCGUACUGA